UCCGGGUCUGUAAUACUGUGCUUUGCCCUAGUGUUUUGAUUGGAGAUAGGCUCAGAGAGUAGAGAGGGCAAAGCCAGAGUCAUAGUGUUAUGACCGCUUUUAUUGAUGUGGACGUUUUCAUUUGGAGAGUGUGAAAUAUUGGUAUGGAUUCAAGAAAUUCAGCAACUGAUAAAUCUACUGCUUUGAACCGAUUCUUUCGGUUUGUGAAGACAGCAUUUGCUUUUAAUGUUCUGUUUUCUGUUUUGUCGCUUGUUGUCCCUCUCUUCUUUCAAGUUGUAGCAGACGGUGUGGAAGACGGUGUUGGGGGAAGAGAUGGCAGUUGGAGUUUGCAGAAAUGUACCGAUCUCCUCGUUGGACAAUACCUGUGCUCAGAACCUGACAUUGACCCAGAUACACAACAGGCCCGAGGGUGCACCAAGGAGUCGAAGCAAGUCUUAGUGUGGUGCAGUGUCGCCCCAGGGGUGGACUGUGACGGACUUUACCUCAACGGAAGCUUCCAGCAACCCGUUCCCUGCCAGUGGACAAAUGGACAUUCCUUUGAGACUGCCUUACUACUGUCUGUGUUCCUGGGUAUGUUUGGUGUGGACAGGUUCUACCUCGGCUACCCCGCCAUAGGCUUGGUGAAAUUUGCCACCCUGGGGUUUAUGUUCCUGGGACAACUCAUCGACAUUUUAUUGAUAGCCACCCAGGUCCUGACCCCGUCAGACGGCUCGGCCUACGUCCUGGACUACUUCGGCGCUGCCACUACCAGGGUGAUGAGGAAUAACGACACGUAUCUGAAACCUGGACACUGAUAGUGUGUGUGUGUGUGUUUGUGUGUGGAUGAGUGAGAGAGAGGGAAAGAGAGAGAGAGAGAAAGAGGAGGAGGAUAACGACACAUACCUGAAAUCUGGACACUGAUAGUGUGUGUGUGUGGGUGGAUGAGUGAGUGAGAAAGAGAGAGAGAGAGAGAAGAGAGGGGGGAGGGAAUAAUGGGACACAUACCUGACAAUAACGACACAUACCUGAAGCCUGGACACUGAUAGAGUGUGUGUGCGUUUGUGCGUGGAUGAGUGAGUGAGUGAUAGUGUGUGUGUGUGCGUUUGUGUGUGGAUGAAUGAGAGAGAGAGAAUGAUACAUAUUCUGAAACCUGGACACUGAUAGUGUGUGUGUGUGCGUUGAUGGGUGUGUGUGUGUGUGUGAGAGAGUGAGAGAGAGAGAGAGAGAGAGAGAGAGAGAAAUAACGCAACACAUUCCUGAAACCUGGACACUGAUGGGGAAUAAGUUUGUGUGUAUGUCUGUGUGUUGGUGUUGAUGCAUGCAUAAAUGUGUGUGUCGGUGUGUGUGUGUCAGUGUGUGUGUGUGUGUGUGUCCAUGAAGCACAUGGACAAGAAGUUACAAUGUCAUUAUGAGAGUGUGAUGAGAUGGACACAGUGUGUGUGGCUGGAAGAACAAGAGACAGAGAUGUGUACAUAUGUUGACUCCUGUUACUGUUUUUUUUGUGUCUACAAAACUGUAAAAUAAACGACUGUUUCUAAUA
This is a messenger RNA of Aplysia californica (California sea hare), 1519 nucleotides long. RefSeq names its product TM2 domain-containing protein CG10795. NCBI's taxonomy places the organism in Eukaryota, Metazoa, Mollusca, Gastropoda, Aplysiida, Aplysiidae. Bases 144 to 794 code for a protein of 216 amino acids. The record is from RefSeq and is a predicted model, not a curated record. The transcript has 6 exons.